AUGAGUAACGCUUCAUCAUUGGAUAAGGGCGUGCACACAGAGGAAACUGUCCGGUUGGAUCACGAUGAUCAAAGCAAGUCGGAUCAUGAUAUUAAAAUCGUGAAAAGGAAGACUAUGGACACGACCUUAGCCUUCAUGGAGGAGCAUGAUUCUGAAGUUCCGGAAAUUACUCCAGAACAAGAACGUAAAUUGUAUCAUAAGUUAUUACGUCGGGUUUUUGUGAUGGUCUUUUUGAUCAAUUUGUUUAUGUUUAUGGAUAAGAAUGCGAUGGGAUUUUCGAAGUUGCUCGGGAUGUGGAAGGAUACUAAUCUCAAACAAAAGGAGUACAACAAUACCAAUACUUUGUUUUAUGUUGGUUACUUAAUUGGUCAAUUUCCUGGACAUGUAUUGUUUCAAACUUUCAACAAGAGAUACUUCAUGGCUGUCACUCUUACAUGCUGGCUGAUUUUGAUGUUCACACAACUUGCAGCUAAAGACUAUGCUGGAAUUGCUACUAUUAGAUUCUUUUUGGGUCUUACAGAGAGCAGUGUUACACCGUGCAUUGAGCAUACAUUGGGAAUGUUUUUUGAUAGCAAAACUCAAUCCGUUCUCAACCCAAUUCUAUGGCUUGGAGCUGUCAGUGUUGGAAUUCCUACUGGAUUUAUUGCGUAUGGUAUCUCACACGUCAAAGGUAGUAUUCAUCCCUGGAAGCUCUAUUGGAUAAUAAACGGUUCCUUGACUUUCCUUUUGAGUAUCUGGGUGGUGUUAGACUAUCCUACUAAUCCUGCAGAAUACAAGGCAUUUACUAUUGAGGAAAGAGUUCAUAUUAUUCGAAAGAUCAAGCGUCAGAAUCGCUCAUCUAUCGAGGAAAAGAAAAUAAAAAAGUACCAAUUCAUUGAGGCAAUUAAAGAUCCAGUUACAUGGUUGUUUUCCCUCUAUGCUCUCACAUCAAUGCUUGCAAAUAAUAUGAAUUUUCAGCAACAGGUUAUAUCUCUUUCAUUAGGUGUGUCAAGAAUCAAUUCCACUCUUAUUACUGUGGCACAAUCUUGUGGUUUUCUUGCCGUUUUCCUUCCUUGGAAGAAUAAAAUUGGUAUUUUGGCUUCCUGUAUAAUUGUUCACACUGACGGUUUCGCAUAUAUCUUGGCUCUUUGCUGGUCCCAAAUAUCUGCGGCUGGAUACACAAAAAGAUUGACUAGAACGGCGAUGUUUAUGAUUGGUUACGGUAUUGGUGAUAUCAUUGCACCUCAGAUGUGGGUUACCGGGCCUCGUUAUUAUGCUGCCUGGGGAGUUCAACUUGGAAUUGCAUGGUUUGGAAGUUCCUUGAUUCUUUUGACCAUUCGUUACAUUCUCGCUAAAAGAAACAAUGAGCGGGUAAAAGACUUGACUUACGAUUCUGAUGGAAAUGUUAUUAUGAAGAGAUAUGAGUACUUGGAGAGUGGAUCUGAUGCAGAAUCAGGAAAACGUGAGACUGAUGUUUCCAACUUUGAUCUUACGGACUUUGAGAACAAAGAGUUUAUUUAUCCUUUGUGA
Brettanomyces bruxellensis is the source of this 1509-nucleotide messenger RNA. RefSeq lists its product as uncharacterized. The transcript is spliced from 2 exons. The coding region runs from base 1 to 1509 and encodes 502 amino acids. Gene Ontology annotation, cellular component: membrane. Gene Ontology annotation, biological process: L-cysteine transport; transmembrane transport. Lineage: Eukaryota; Fungi; Ascomycota; Pichiomycetes; Pichiales; Pichiaceae. The record is from RefSeq and is a predicted model, not a curated record. Gene Ontology annotation, molecular function: L-cysteine transmembrane transporter activity.